This is a messenger RNA of Pygocentrus nattereri (red-bellied piranha), 987 nucleotides long. RefSeq names its product GTPase IMAP family member 7-like. Bases 1 to 987 code for a protein of 328 amino acids. Lineage: Eukaryota; Metazoa; Chordata; Actinopteri; Characiformes; Serrasalmidae. Gene Ontology annotation, molecular function: GTP binding. The record is from RefSeq and is a predicted model, not a curated record. The transcript is spliced from 2 exons.
AUGAGCGGUGGGAACAGGAUGAUCGGUGGAAACAGGAUGAUCGGUGGAAACAGGAUGAUCGGUGGAAACAGGAUGAUCGGUGGAAACAGGAUGAUCAGUGGGAACAGGAUGAUCAUGUCUAAGGAUCUUAGGAUGGUGCUACUGGGAAAUGCUGGCAUUAUAAAAAGUGCAACAGGCAACGCAAUAUUAAGACAAGAAGCUUUCAGAGAGACUGAAACCACUGAGUGUGAGAUACAGAGAGGAAGAGUGGAGGACAGAAACAUCUCAGUCCUCGACACUCCAGCAAUCAACACCACAACUCUCAGUACAGACCGGCUGAAGACUGAACUAGAGAGGUGUAUCUCACUGUCUUCUCCUGGCCCUCAUGUGUUCCUGCUGGUGGUCAGAGUGAGAAGAUUCACAGAGGUUGAGAGGAACACUGUGAAGUGGAUUCAGGAGAACUUUGGAGAAGAAGCUCUGAAGUUCACCAUGGUGCUCUUCACUGGGAGAGAAGAAAUGGCAAACAGACAGUGGAUGAAAUUUUCCCAGGAUGCCAAGUUUCUUGAAUUGAUUACUAACUGUGGAGCUGGUUAUCAUGUGAUGAACAGUAAGAAAGAGGUGAAUCCUGCUCAGAUCACUAAGCUCCUGGAGAAGAUCGAGACCACGGUCCAACAGAACAGGGGUCAGUGUUACACCUAUGACAUGUACAAGGCUGUUCAGAGAAAGAGAGUCUUACAAGAAGAGGCACAAGAGAAAAAAGAGGAGGAAAGAAAGAAUGAAGAACAAACGUGCAACAAGAAGACAGGAAGACAGGAGGACAAAAUGAAGAGAGGAGAAGAUGAGAGGAGACCAAACAUGGAGGAGACAAAAAAAGAAGAGGACAUGAAACAGACAACAGCAGACAAAAUCCAUACGGUAAAAACAGCCACCACAAAAGUUGAUGGAGCUCAGAGCAAAGCAGAUCAUCCAGAAACUGGAGGAGGAACUGGAGAUGAUCCAGGUGAGUGA